Messenger RNA from Argentina anserina (silverweed cinquefoil), 954 nucleotides. RefSeq lists its product as uncharacterized. The transcript is spliced from 5 exons. Gene Ontology annotation, cellular component: cytoplasm. The record is from RefSeq and is a predicted model, not a curated record. NCBI's taxonomy places the organism in Eukaryota, Viridiplantae, Streptophyta, Magnoliopsida, Rosales, Rosaceae. Gene Ontology annotation, biological process: protein folding. Bases 87 to 563 code for a protein of 158 amino acids.
UCACAGUUACCCAAACCAGAGAGUAAGAUACGCGCGCGAACAAGGUUCUCAAAACGCAGAGCCGAACCAAAACCCUAGCGAACCAAAUGGCCGAGAAAUUGGCACCGGAGAAGCGCCAUAGCUUCACUCACAACGGUCAAAAGGUAUUCGAAUGGGACCAAACCCUAGAGGAGGUGAACAUGUACAUCACUCUGCCCCCAGAUGUUCCUCCCAAGCAAUUUUACUGCAAGCUUCAAUCCAAGCACGUCGAAGUCGGCAUCAAAGGAAACCCUCCCUACCUCAAUCAUGAUCUUACCAGCCCUGUAAAGACGGACUGUUCUUUCUGGACACUAGAGGAUGAUAUAAUGCACAUAACACUGCAAAAGAGGGACAAAGGUCAGACGUGGGCUUCGCCUAUAGUGGGUGAGGGUCAGUUGGAUCCGUACGCUACUGAUCUUGAACAGAAGCGCCUUAUGCUUCAGAGGUUUCAGGAAGAGAACCCGGGUUUUGACUUUUCACAAGCUCAAUUCAAUGGAGGUUGCCCUGAUCCACGUACCUUUAUGGGUGGUAUCCGCUCUGAUUGAUAAGCUUGAUCGGCUGCUCUAGUUUCCUGCAUUAGCCUGGUAUUUAAUUCUGACCAACAGCUAGUAAAUAAGAAAAUUUGAUUAGUUUGCCGACUUGGCUUACUUCAAUGUUUGUAAGAACUUCAAUGCUAUUUAUGAUCUGUUGGUUCAUGAUUAUUCUACCAUGUUGUUGUGGAAUAUGAAUGUAGAGUUAACAAUCUAGAGCUUAUGCUAUUUAUCACCAGAGACCCAUUCUCUACCUUCCUGCAACAACAGUGCUAAAACUGUUUUUAAUUUUAUUUUUUAUUAUUAUUUUUAUAUGCUAUAGAUUCAUGACAAAUGUUCUGCAGGAAACCAAAUGGUAAAUUGUAUGAUUGGAGAAAUGAAUUGGAACUUUGAAAGUAUAACUUGA